Entelurus aequoreus (snake pipefish) is the source of this 2324-nucleotide messenger RNA. It is a transcript of the gene eif4e2, whose product is annotated as eukaryotic translation initiation factor 4E family member 2. NCBI's taxonomy places the organism in Eukaryota, Metazoa, Chordata, Actinopteri, Syngnathiformes, Syngnathidae. Bases 153 to 854 code for a protein of 233 amino acids. The transcript has 8 exons. The record is from RefSeq and is a predicted model, not a curated record. Gene Ontology annotation, molecular function: RNA 7-methylguanosine cap binding; translation initiation factor activity. Gene Ontology annotation, cellular component: eukaryotic translation initiation factor 4F complex. Gene Ontology annotation, biological process: translational initiation.
UUUAACUUUAACAAAGUAGUGUACACAGUCACAAGUUCACAACUCUUGGUGUCCUGAUUCUCGCACGUGAGCGCGCACCUGUAUGCGUGCGCGCCGCCGUUGCUGCGGAAUUCAUGGCUGUUGGAGGCUGAGGUCGGCCGAUUAAGAAAAUAAUGAACAACAAAUUUGACGCUCUGAAAGAUGACGACAGCGGCGACCACGACCAGGACCAAGGCUCACCGAAAGACAGCGAGAAGGAAAACAAUGAAGACGAGGACCAGGAGCAGAACUCUACAAAGAAAAAGAUGGUGGUACCAGGGGCAGGUGAGCACCCUCUACAGUACAACUACACAUUUUGGUACUCCAGACGAAACCCAGGUCGACCAGCCAGCACUCAGAGCUACGAGCAGAACAUCAGACAGAUUGGCAGCUUUGCCUCGGUGGAGCAGUUCUGGCGUUUCUACAGUCACAUGAUCCGACCAGGCGACAUAACGGGCCACAGUGACUUCCAUCUCUUCAAAGAAGGCAUUAAACCCAUGUGGGAGGACGAUGCCAACAAGAUGGGCGGGAGGUGUAUCAUCCGUCUGAGGAAAGGCUUGGCGUCGCGCUGCUGGGAGAACCUGAUCCUGGCAAUGCUGGGAGAGCAGUUCAUGGUCGGAGAGGAGAUCUGCGGCGCCGUCGUGUCCGUCAGGUUCCAGGAGGACAUUAUUUCCAUCUGGAACAAAACAGCCGGCGACCGGUCUACCACGACCCGCAUCAGAGAUACACUGCGACGAGUCCUCAACCUUCCCCCCAACACCUUAAUGGAAUACAAGACACACAACGAUAGCAUUAAGUAUAGCCUGGGAAGACUUCCAUGGUCUGAUGAAUCCUAGCGGCGGACGUUAGCCCCCGCAAAGACGCCACAGACCUCUGCAAGGUGUGUUUUUACAGGUGACGUUGCUGUGGGCGCAAGAAGCCCCUGAGGGGGGGUCGAUAACCUCUGCGUGGAUUGACCCAAGCAAGCGACAAGAGACGAGAAAAGCGUUCCUUUGUUGUGUCAGCUUGGAGACGAGCAGAAAGCCCUUUGAGCAGAAGACAAGGCGAGGGGAGCAUUAUUUUUAACCUGGAAGCCUCAAGUGUAUUUUUUACUUUUAUAGCAAGUUAUAAUUCAAGAGUGGAUUAAUGACGUUUGCCAAUUUGGUCUAAACGUGGCUAAAUGCAUCAACUUGAAUCUACUGAAGGUGGGAGUUUCAUCAAAAUACUUUGUUUUGGGACUCAACAAAGGCUUUUACCUACAAUUCCUCUAAUCAUUUCCAACUUUUUUUUACUGUUCCUGUGUAAAAGUUAUCUGUAAAAGCAGAUCAAUUAGAAAAAAUAAUGACAUCGGUCUCCUCUGAAAACUUAAGUGGGAACCCAAAGGAGGAGCAUCCCAAUGUGGGGCGGACAUACACCUGGCAUGAGUGGACCGCCACGCUGCCUGUAUCACUGUGCCUCACGCCAACUAUGUUCCCUAACUGUCAGUCUGGCCUUCACCCGCUAGUCCAAGGAAUGGACUACUAUGCUUUAAAGUCCUCAACUGGCAGGCGUAAAGACUAUCUGCUAUUUUGUAGUACAAGUAAUGAAGCUGGGCUUGGAGUCAACGUCACCCAUUGGAAGCUUGCUGGGGAAGCAUCUGUCGUUCGUUGGCAAGCUGCUAACACCACUCAUGUCUGGAAGAGUGUGUGUGUGUGCGUGUGCGUGUUCGGCAUGGUUGGAUAUUUGCUUGAUGGAUAAUAGCAAUAAAUGAAAAAUAUGUAGCUGCUGCUAAUCUGUCUCAGUCAAAUAUGUAGAUUGUCAAAAAGUUCCAUAUAGUAAACUGCUAGUUGUCAAAACAACUUGCAAAAACGUAUUUAUUUGGUCUGAAUUUAGGUGCUAAAUUUGAAUAACUUAUAUGAAAAAAGAUUUACCUGUAUAUUUCAUUAAGUUGAUACAUAUAAGACACAUUAAAUAUGUUUAGAAUGUGAUAUAAUAAAAAAAGAUACUGUCUCAUGAUAUGAGUUGAAAAUGUUUAAUUUUUUAAAACAACAUAUUUCAUUUGACCCAUAAUGACGUCUUCAGCUCAUCUCAAAGAACAUGUAAUUCUGUGGAGAGAUCAAAGAACAGUGUUAUACAAUUUAAUGCAGUAAUGUUUCUUUCAAACUUUUUUUAACUAUACAUACAGUGCACCCGGAAAGUAAUCACAGUGCUUCACUUUUUACACAUUUUAUGUUACAGCUUUAUUCCAAAAUGAAAUAAAUUCAUGUUUGUCCUCAAAAUUGUGCACUCUAUACCCCAUAAUGACAAUGUGAAAAGUUGUUGUUGUUUUUUUUGAAAUGUUGAACAUU